Molecule: messenger RNA, 1539 nt
Organism: Patella vulgata (common limpet)
Lineage: Eukaryota; Metazoa; Mollusca; Gastropoda; Patellidae
Exons: 6
Coding region: 93-1121 (342 amino acids)
Cellular component (GO): cytoplasm
Molecular function (GO): acid-amino acid ligase activity
Source: RefSeq, a predicted model, not a curated record
UGUUAUACGUCCAUGCCAUUUUCGCAUUAAAAGACCCAAGCCCAAGGGCAAUAUUUCUACAAAUAGCCCCAAUAGCCCUAGCCUUCUUCAAGAUGGUUGAAAACAACUGGAAGAAAUUGUGUCACGACAUUGAAAGUGGUACUAUCGACAAAGAUAUUGAAAUGCCGGAAGAGGUUCGUAUUGAACUGGAAGAACUUUUAACGCCCGAUGUCGUCAGGGCUGAUGAAUUACGGUCUAUUUUUAUUGAUAGCGUUAGAGAUAUGAUUCCUCGUGUUUGGCCAAACUGUACCAAGAUCACCACUCUAUCCAGUGCAUCUUAUGCUACACAAUCGAAUAUCAUCAAAAACGAAUAUGCUGGUAAUAUACCCAUUGUGUCUAAUAUACAUAUGGCAACUGAAGCAGUAUAUGGUAUUCAAGCCACGGAAUUUCGCACAUCAGACGACUUUGAAUAUGUUUUUGUUGUUAACAGCAACUUCUUUGAAUUUAUCCACUUUGAUAAAAUAAAUGAAGACCAACCUCCCACACAUCUUGCACAUGAGCUUGUGGUUGGUGAACGAUAUGAGAUAGUUGUAACGACUUGUGAAGGAUUAUAUCGUUAUAGAACACAGGAUAUUAUUAAAGUAACUGGUUAUCACGGUACCACAGCAAGAUACCGUCUUCUUCACAGAACUGGUGAUGUAUUAAACAUGAGAUCAGAGAAAGUACACGAAGAGAUGAUCUCAAGGGCCUUACACCACACAGUAACAACAUUUAACAUAGGUAGAAUCAUUGAUUACACAUCCACGGAAAAUAUUAAUAUAGAGCAGGUUCAAGACAAUGUAAGCGGUCAAUUAUAUUAUGUUAUAUUUGUGGAAUUAUGGAACGACGCCAUACUUCCAGAGGAGUUUAAAUACAAGAUUGAUGAAAUCUUAAUGGAACUUGUUGAUAUCUAUCGAUCCAAUAGAUUGAGUAAAAGCAUACAGAGUGCCCGAAUUUAUCAAGUUCAUGUUGGGACAUUCGAUAAACUUCGACAACUGAUAAUAGACACCAACUCUGAUGCAACUUUAUGUCAAUACAAAACUCCAAGAAUCACUAGAAAUUCGAAAUUACUUGGUUGUCUUCUAGACAACUUAGUUAAAUAAGAUGUCAUUUAUACGAUUUUAGUUUUGCGACACUGGGAACUGGAACUGGGUGGACGCGAUAAGUCUUCUAGUUCUAGCCAGUAGCAAUCUCUUUAAGUUUGUCGUAUGCUCUAGGGGAGAUCUCUAAGAUGGUGACAGGCUAGAUUUAUUGUCAAUAAAACAUAAACAAAGCCAAGAUGUGUCCCUCUUUAUCAUCUGCCAUAUGGACAAUAUGUGCAUGUCCAUCGUGCAUACAGUCCGAAGCUACAUCUACAUUUACGGUUUCAUAGGAUCUCUAAAAGAUAACAACAUUCUGGUAGAUUGUUUAUUGUUUUAAAAACAUUAUAUUCUUUACAUGUAUUUAUCUAUUGCGUGUAUCUUAUUUGUGUUUUAAACGAUUUAUUUAUAUAAGAUCGAUUUUUGGGGUUUUUAAACAUGU